Grosmannia clavigera kw1407 is the source of this 798-nucleotide messenger RNA. Its product is annotated as v-snare protein. The transcript has 2 exons. Gene Ontology annotation, cellular component: endoplasmic reticulum membrane; late endosome membrane; Golgi apparatus. The record is from RefSeq and is a predicted model, not a curated record. Gene Ontology annotation, biological process: endoplasmic reticulum to Golgi vesicle-mediated transport; vesicle fusion. Gene Ontology annotation, molecular function: SNAP receptor activity; SNARE binding. NCBI's taxonomy places the organism in Eukaryota, Fungi, Ascomycota, Sordariomycetes, Ophiostomatales, Ophiostomataceae. The coding region runs from base 1 to 798 and encodes 265 amino acids.
AUGAACACUGCAUUUAACGGCGCGCUCAAGCAGAGCACAGCCAUCCGGAAGGACCUGUCCUCGCUGUCAGCAGUGCUGUCCAACCCGUCCGCAGACGAUGGAGCUCUGGUCCGCAUGCCAGCAGCCUUCGGCCAGCUCUCUGCCAGCCUGACGACGUUCUCGCGAACCGUCGACGAAUACAACAGCCUAGCGAAGCAGGAGCUAAAUCCGGCAAAACAGGAAAAGGCCUUUGACCGCAUCCGGAACUUUCGCACCGAGCUGGGCGAGUACCGCACACAGCUGGAGAGCCUCAAAUCAUCACGAGACGAUGCCGUACAAGCACAGAGCCGCGCCGAGCUGCUAGGGCGCCGGCCGUACGUCACAGCAACGCCCGAGAAUCCAUACGCGUCCGCGGCAACAGCAGCAGCAGCAUCAGCAGGCGGGGGCGGGCCAGCGUCGUCGAGCAUAGCAGGGGCCGCGGGGCUCUUUGGACACGCGCGGACGAUGAGCGCGAGCGAGCGGGCAGAAAUCACGCGCGAAACACAUGCGCUGCGGGAGCAGAAUUUCUUUUCGAAUACCAACACGGCACUGGACGAAUACAUUGCCCGGGGACAGGCUGUGCUCGGAGACCUGGGCAGUCAGCGGGACAUGCUGAAGAACACGCAGAAGCGCAUGUACACAGUGGCGAACACGCUGGGCAUCAGCGGCGACACGAUCCGCAUGAUCGAGCGGCGGGCGCGGGAGGACAAAUGGAUUUUCUGGACCGGUGUCGUCAUCUUUGUGCUCUUCUGCUGGUUGUGCCUCCAUUAUUUGAGGUGA